Molecule: messenger RNA, 721 nt
Organism: Tuber aestivum (summer truffle)
Lineage: Eukaryota; Fungi; Ascomycota; Pezizomycetes; Pezizales; Tuberaceae
Source: the annotation of a GenBank genome assembly
AUGGUGUUAACAACCCAAGCAAGCGAAGCUGAAAUUCAUAGAAUUAUUCUCGAAAAUACGACCCAUCCCAGCAUCCUUACUAGCCUCUACAACAAGCUCAAUUGCCAAUGGCUUCCAGAACGCCACCCUAUCGGUAAUGGAAAACGCCGACCCCCACUACCAGCAUUAAUAAUCUAUGGGUUUCAGCAUUGGAUGCGCAUUCACGUUCUACUAAACCAGAUGAAGAAUACCAACGUCUAAUAGAUUUCCUUCAAGCACUAAAGCGCGCUGUAAUCCAUUCAGCUACAAAACGACCCGCAACAACGACCUCAAUCCUCAGCUCGCCAUUCCCAGCUGCCCCAAAAGACCGAGUUGUCAAGCGUUACGCAGGGCAUCUCGAGAGAGCCCUCGAAUCCACCGCGGGUCGCGCUGAAGGCAUAGAGGAGGUCCCAGACAUCGAAGGCCCCCGGAAAGAACUUGUAUACUUUAGACCAAAGUCUACCAAGACCCAAUUGGAAACCCGUAAAAUACAAGCAGAGUUAGUAAGCGGGCUGAAAGAACUAGACUGGAUAAAGAGGAAGCUAUUGGCGCGGAAUUCAAGGGAUCUGCACACAAACGGCUAGCGGAGGAGAACGGAGAGCUAGAAUCGCGGAAGAAGAGGGGGGCAGAGAUGCAAGCUGAACUGGACAGUUCAAGGAACAAAGUGAAGGAAUUGAGGAGGUUGAAAUCUGCUAGCAGCUGA